This is a messenger RNA of Staurois parvus, 475 nucleotides long. The record is from the annotation of a GenBank genome assembly. NCBI's taxonomy places the organism in Eukaryota, Metazoa, Chordata, Amphibia, Anura, Ranidae.
AUGGGCCCCUGUACCGCCUCCUCAUGCUGCUGCCAGGCCCGUAAUCUGCCAUGGGCCCCCAUACCAACUCCUCAUGCUGCUGCCAGGCCCGUAAUCUGUCAUGGGCCCCUGUACCGCCUCCUCAUGCUGCUGCCAGGUCCAGAGUGUGUCAUGGGUCCCUGUACGGCCUCCCAUUGCUGCUGUCUCCAUCGCCACACUCUGCCAUGUGCCACUUUCAGGUCUCCUCACACUGCUGGUGGUUUCCUUUUUUGUCAUAGGGUGCUGUAUGGCCUCCCAUUGCUGCUGCCUCCACCGCCACACUGUGGCUCCACACUCUGGUUUUGGCCCCGUGACUGCCCAAAUGAGUGAAGUGUGCGGUGAUUCUAAGAUCGACGGCACUCAUCUGCAUGUCAUACUGACUGUCAGUAUUAUUUCUCUUCCCCAGCAGACUCCAAGGGCAUUUAAAUUAAAGGUACAGUGUUCUGCACUAAUAUAA